Messenger RNA from Amoebophrya sp. A120, 4569 nucleotides. The record is from the annotation of a GenBank genome assembly. Lineage: Eukaryota; Dinophyceae; Syndiniales; Amoebophryaceae.
CCUCAAAGUGAAAAUGAUUUGUAAUGCAAAAAAACGACUCCAGUUGGAGCACCAUUUGUAGUCGGCGCAUGACAAAUUUCCCGGGCACUCAAAACGUGUCUGUCAUGCUAGUUAGGCAAAGGGAUGCCCUCCUCUCAUGCUAAUCAGGAGCCCAAUUCUGAACCCGUAGAAGCGCAAUAGUCGGCCUCCGUUGCGUUCUCUGCAAUGCAGUCUUUUUGGUGUCGCAUUUCAUGCAUCACAAAUUAUUUCCACUUUAAGGAUUUCCAUUCUGAGGGUGUCAUAACACAUUCUUCUACUCUAGGUCAACCGCUCCUCCAGGAUAAAUUGGUUCGACGGCUCCUGAAAUAUGUUAAGAUCCUUAAACAAGAUGACACACCAUCAACGACAUGGACGAGCAGUAGCUGAUGAUUUAUUGUCCAUUUGAUUUCAAUCUCAAUCUCAAUUGAUGUCAUCACGACGACCACAGGCCUGAAGCUACUUGAUAGAAACGGUCUUGACGACGUAGUUGAGGAUUAUAUAUAUAGUGGCAUUAGUCUAUUUCUACUUCUAGUUCUACACAAUUGCUAUUAGUACACGACACGGUGAAGAGGACUACUUACUUUUGCUCUACUAGUGUUCACCGAGCCGUGCUGUCACUUUUUCCUUGAGCAGCAAGAAGUACUAGAAUUGAUAAGAAUGAAGCGUUCCCGACAGAAUGCGGGUCACGACGAGGACCAGGUCUCCUUCGUGAACAACGACACAGCUCCGGCCCAAAACGACGUCGACAUGAUCGAUGUAAAUUUCGAGUUAUGCUGUGCAAAAGUAUCGUACUCGUAUAAAUGCAGGUCUUGCAUUACAAAUUUCUUUGUCAAGGCAAAUCAGCAUUACAAAUUUUAUUUCUCAUGCUGAGGAAAUUUGUAAUGCAUUUAUACAAGUAUCGGAUACUUUUGCAGUUCAUACGAGUUCUACGAACCCUUCGAAACCGACUUCCACGGGGUCCGGCUAUGCAUUGCAAAAGUAUCGUACUCGUAUAAAUGCAUUACAAAUUUCCUCAGCAUGAGAGAUAAAAUUUGUAAUGCAGAUUGAGCUUAAGAAAGGGAUUUGUAAUGCAUGAUUGCAAUACGAGUACGAUACUUUUGCACAGGAUACCGGCAGCUUCUGAACAAAUCCUUCGAGUUAUUACAAUGAAAAAUGCCCCCUCCCCAUAUCAAAAAGAAAAUCUGUGAUGCAGAUUUGUGGUUACAAAUCAGCUUGGUGUUGCUAGAAGGCAAAAGAUGCGGACUGAAGUGCUGCCUAGCGUGGGAAGGCCGUGCUGCUCCAGCAGGACAGGAGGCAACUGGAAGUGGGAAACAGCAUGACAGAUUGCCUGCAAUUCAGCCCGCAGCUGCGUCUACUCUUGCUGGCUUUCUAGCAAUACAAGUCGAGUUGUGUACUCAAAUACAGCAUCACAAAUUGCGUUUCCGAUAUGGGGUGGAGGCUUUUUUCCCUAGGAUACGAGUGGUGCAAGACGGAUCCCAUUUUCGAUUUGACGGAAGUGACGGACGUGUGCUUAUCAACUGUAAAAAUGUCUAGGUCUGGAAGAUUGCCAGGUCUGUCAUGCAUAUUUUGAAUGACCCAUGAUGUCUGUGAUGCAUGCCCUAGCAUCACAGAUUUUUAGAGGACCUUUUGAUGCCUCUACCGGAUGAGAAACGCCCACUCCGCGUAGCACAAACUGAACUCCUCUUGCUGGUCAUGCAAUACAGAUUUUUUUACCUUCCAAAGACAGCAUCACAAGUUGCAACCUUCCAGACCCAGACAUUUUUGCAUUCGAUAAUGCUGCAACCAGGGCAACAUCGGAACGGUGUUGAAGACUACGGAUCAACUAUCAAACGAAAAAAGUUCGUCACGAUCACGCGUGCGCACUUUUGCAAUACAAAAUUUUCUGGCAUGCGUAAAAAUGCAUCACAGGCAAACUUCAUAAGGGAUUUCCCUAGACGAGUUUCUGCAAAGGACGGAAAAGCUCAAGCUGUGAUGCUAAAAGAAUUUGUAGUGCAAGUUCGUGACUGCGGCAAACUUUUUUCUCUCCAUAUCAACAGGCGGGCGCUGGCGAACAACAGAUACAAGGUGGCGGCAAAACUGCUUCUGGCGAGCAAAACAACAAUCUUUCCUCUUCCGCCGGCGCGGCCGCGGCUGGCGCGGCCGGGGGCAGGGGAGCAACGACCACGACGCCACAGGAAACGGGUUUAUUCGGCAUCACGACUGCAGUGAAUCUGAAGCAGUACAAGUCCUCAUUCACCUAUCAAACAAGAAAAAGUUCGUCGCGAUCACUCGCCAUUUUUUGCAAUAUUACAAACAGGAAAAGCGCUGUCAUGCGGAAAAAUGCAUCUUCACAGUGAAAUGACUUCGUGACGGAUUUCAUCUCUUGCGUUUGUGCAAAAAUACAAGAAAAAUAACGACUUGUGAAGUAGAUGCCAGAAAAAAAUUUCUCAUGCAAAACCUGCAGUUCAGUGAUCGUAUGACGAACUUUUCUCACUCCAUAUCACCUCCAGUUUUCCCAGUAUGAAGCGGUUCAUGAAGAGCCACCUCGUGGCGAAGGGAGAAGAGGUAUGCAUUGCAAGCAUGUCUGGGUCUGGAAGAUGAAUGCAAGUUUGUCAUGCUUGUCCCGCAUGUUGCCUUUUAAUAAAUCGGUAAUGCAGGAGCAGGAAAAAAAACCUAUCGGUAUUGCCUGUCAUGCAAAAAUGCAGUUUGCUAUACGGACGAAAGCGAAACUACUCCUAAAUAAAAGCUCCAAAACUUGACAUGCCCAUGCGUAGAUGCGUAGUGCAGGAGCGUGCCCUCCGCUCACAAACUAAGUCGCAUCACUUUUUUCCAGAGGACCCACACAUAUUUGCAGUGGAUAGGAGAUGGUGCUGCGAGAGCCGCAAGAGAGUACUACCAGCGAGCGGACUGUCAAAGUUGAAGACCUGUUUGAGAAAUUCAACACUGGAUUAUCCUUUGCAAAAGUAUCGUACUCGUAGUAAAAAUUGCAGCCAUGCAUUACAAAUCUUUUUAUCAAGGCAAAGCCGCAUUACAAAUUCGAUUUCUCAUGCUAAGGAAAUUUGUAUUGCAAUUUAUACAACAAGUAUCGGAUACUUUUGCACAGGACAUGGAUUUUUGAUCAACGAAAGGCUAAUCAACCUCCCGGAGGAAGUCGCCCCGCCGCUACACUCGGUACUGAUUACAACAACUGUUGUUUGUGAUGCAUGAUAAGCUAGAUCUGUGAUGCUGCUGAACUACCUAAACAGGAUUUUUACACUACGCGGGCAAACUUGUCAUGCGAAACAACCAAAACUGGCUGAUUUGUCUAGCAGAUGUCCCAUCAUGACGAUAUUAUUACUAACAUCAGCACCUGGAGACCGCCAUCCAUUGGUCGCAGACGACGCCGGAGUGCCCGGAAGACGAGCGGCCCUUUUUAUGCAUUGCAAAAGUAUCGUACAACUCGUAGUAAAAUCGCAAUUCUGCAUGACAAAUCCCUUUCUCAAGGUAAAUCAGCAUGAGAAAUUCCGUUUGUAAUGCUGAGCGAAUUUGUAAUGCGAUUACUACUAGUUCUAGUACGAUGCUUUUGCAUUUGAUACUUUUACUUUUUCGACUAUUUUCUCGGCAUCGCCAAGGCGUUCAAGGAUUCCUACGGCACGGUUUAUCCUGAUUAAAAAAGUCCCCACACCAGAGUCAAGAUGGGGAUUUUGCAACACAAACCUAGGAGUUUUAGGAGUCACGCAUGACAAGUCUCAGUCCGUAAGGUAGUGCAAGUUAGCAAGGAAAGCCGCAUCACAAAUCGACCUUCUGAUCCGGUUUACAGCAUCACAAAUUCCAAAACACGAUUGGAAAUGGCUCUCAUGGUGAUGCGCAUUACAAGUCUUCCUGUCUUUGCAAAUCUGCAUUACAACUCUGGUGUGGGUACGUUUUUACCCAGGAUACAGUUUAUCCAAACUUCGAAGAGGAAGAGUAUGUCAAAAACAGCUGCUUCCACAAGGAAAUCGCCAUUGGGCAGCUGGUGAUAUCAAAUGCAAAAGUGUCUGGGUCUGGAAACUUGUGAUGCUGGGUGGCGUCUCAUGAUGAGGCCACAAAUGCUGGCUCAGCAUGACAAGUUUCUGAGCUUCUAGGUGUUGCCUAUUCUGCAUGACAAACUGCGUUCCUGCAUCACAGAAAAAUGGAGCUCUUGUGUAACGUGCAUGACAGAUUUCAGAGUCAUGCCAGACAAGCAUGACAAACAUGCAUUCUUCCAGACCCAGACAUUUUUGCACAGGAUAGGUGAUGCAGCAAAACAAUUCAUCUUCUCGGGGGACAUCUUAUGCACUGCAAAAGUAUCUUAAUCGUAUAAAUGCUAAAAUGCAUUACAAAUUUCCUCAGCAUGUUGAUGAGAAAUGAAAUUUGUAAUGCUGAUUUACCUUUAAGAAAAAGAUUUGCAAUGCAGGAUCGCACAAAUUAUACGAGUGCGAUGUUUUUGCAGUGCAUACAACUGCGGGCCCCGACGCGACAACCGUGAAGGAGAACGAGUACCGGGUGGUGUAUUUGGUCAGCAACAAGACGUUUAUGGAGAAAAUUAUGCCCCUUUUUCGGGAAGAGAAAUGA